Molecule: messenger RNA, 1098 nt
Organism: Elephantulus edwardii (Cape elephant shrew)
Lineage: Eukaryota; Metazoa; Chordata; Mammalia; Macroscelidea; Macroscelididae
Gene: SUN5
Product: Sad1 and UNC84 domain containing 5
Exons: 12
Coding region: 1-1098 (365 amino acids)
Biological process (GO): nuclear envelope organization
Cellular component (GO): nuclear envelope; meiotic nuclear membrane microtubule tethering complex
Molecular function (GO): protein-membrane adaptor activity
Source: RefSeq, a predicted model, not a curated record
AUGGACUCUCUGGCCAUAGACCAAGACCUGAGGGCUGACAUGGGAACAAACAUUAGGGAGAUUGUCCAGGAUGGUCUAGCCCAGGCACUCGAGUCCCACUCCAGCCCAGAUGUCGAAAGCUAUCCUGACACCCUCCUGUUGCCUGCGCACAUAAGUGCCCCAGGCCUGAGUCAGUGCAUGCUGGGAUUUAUGUCGUGGUUCACCUGCAUGGCCUGCUUUCUGAGGACCCGGGCCUAUGGAGUCCUGUUCAACACCUGCAGAUGUAAGAUGUUCUUCCAGAAAUUCACAGAGAAGACAAGCAUUCUGCUCCUCUGUGUAUUCGGAUUUUGGAUGCUUUCUAUGCACUUGCCAUCAAAGAUGGAAGUCUGGCAGGAUGACAACAUAAAUGGUCCACUGCAAACCUUGAGGAUAUACCAGGAAAAGGUACGACAUCACUCUGGAGAAAUCCAAGACCUCCGAGGUAGCAUGAACCAGCUCAUUGCCAAGCUCCAGGAGAUGGAAGCAAUGUCAGAUGAGAAAAGAAUGGCCCAGAAAAUAAUGAGGAUUGUUCAAGGAGAUUACAUUGAAAAGCCAGACUUUGCCCUGAAGUCGAUAGGGGCCACCAUCGAUCAUGAUCACACAUCAGACACGUACAACCACGAUAAGGCCCGCUCCUACUGGAACUGGAUCCGACUUUGGAACUAUGCACAACCCCCGGAUGUGAUCCUGGAGCCUAAUGUGACCCCUGGCAAUUGCUGGGCCUUCGUGGGUGAUCGCGGCCAGGUGACCAUUCGACUGGCCCAGAAGGUCUACCUGUCCAACAUCACACUGCAGCAUAUUCCCAUAACCAUCUCCCUGUCAGGCAGCCUGGACACCGCACCCAAGGACUUUGUCAUCUAUGGCAUGGAAGACACUCUCAAGGAGGAGGUGUUCCUGGGCGCAUUCCAGUUCCAGCCAGAAAACACUAUUCAGACGUUCCCGCUCCAGAACCAGCCCCUCCGAGCCUUUGGCUCCGUCAAAGUAAAGAUUUCAAGCAACUGGGGGAACCCACGCUUUACCUGCCUGUACCGAGUGCGAGUCCACGGUUCUGUGACCCUCCCCAAAAAUGAGCCUAACUAG